Gadus chalcogrammus (walleye pollock) is the source of this 8961-nucleotide messenger RNA. RefSeq lists its product as uncharacterized. Gene Ontology annotation, molecular function: guanyl-nucleotide exchange factor activity. The coding region runs from base 338 to 6067 and encodes 1909 amino acids. NCBI's taxonomy places the organism in Eukaryota, Metazoa, Chordata, Actinopteri, Gadiformes, Gadidae. The record is from RefSeq and is a predicted model, not a curated record. The transcript is spliced from 23 exons.
AGCUGGGAGAGGCGUCAGGAGCAUCCGAGCGGGGGAAGGUUGUGUUGUUUGGUGGAAGAGUGUGAGAGUGUGUGUGUGUUUGAGUGUGUGUGGAGGGGAGGGGAGUGACCAGGAACCGAGUGCACUGCCUCUCACGCUUCCAGCAGACGUUUAGUCGGUUCAGGCAGGACAGAGAGUAGGAAAAAGAGAGAAAGAGAGGAAUAGCUUGGGCUGGCAGCACAGUAAUGACUCGCAGCACAUAUAGUGUGGACCUCAUGUCUCGGGGGGAUGCCGCCGUCCUCGUACUUAUUCAAGUUUAGUACCUUUCUUUUGGAACUUGAUGCUCUAGCUGGACAGAAUGCACUCCAGAGCCAAGUCCAGGAGUGUCGACAACUACCUGAGCAUUAAGGACUCUGAUUCGCUGGACAGCUGCAUCCAGAGCACCCUGUCUGCGCUCUACCCCCCCUUCAGCGCCAGUGCGCCCACUGUGCUGUGGCAACUCUUCAGCGUGGUGGAGCGGCAGUACCGCGGAGACGGCCUGCGCUGCCUCCUCGACUUCCUGCUCCCUGCCAAGAGGAUCCUGCAAACCAUCCAGCAAGACACGUGUCUCCGGUUUCGAGGCCUGCUGCUCUACCACGAGGGCUGGCCACUUUGUAUCCAUGAGAAGGUGGUCCUACAGCUCGCCCCGCUGCACAAGGUGCGCUUAAAGCAAGGAGACUUCUACCUACAGGUCGUCCCCUUAGGCCGCAAGACCGCCAAGCUGGUGAUAAAAUGCCUGUCUGGCAGCGGACAGGCCAUUGCAGAGAUCCCCAUCGCAGAGAGCAUGUAUGGCAAUGUCUUUUCUGCUGAGUUCCUGCAGAAUGUAACACAGGGCCGGAGCCUGCAGCCCCUACAGAACUGUCUGCUCACCACCGGCACCAGCGUCUACCGGACGGCCUGGAACAACGUAGUCAGCCCUCUGUUCGUCAGCAGCACGGCCGACGCCGUCUCACAGGCCCGCUGCGGCAGAGGGGGCCUCCGGGGUCAGCUCAGCACGUGCAGCACCAGCGGCUCCACGGGCACCCUGGACAGCCACCGCAGCUCCAGGGAGUCCCUGCACUCUCAGGGAGCCGACUCCAUCUUCACAUCCGAGCCCACCACCCCCAACAGGACACGUAUGGAGCCCGGUAGAGACCACCCACCUCAGGUGGAGAGCCUUCGCCUCAGUGCGGCACAAACCUCCACGCACAGCAGCGAGACAGAGGGUCUGGUUCUGGAGAACGGCAGGGGACACCACAAGGAGGGCAGCAGAGAGAGAGGACCCGGGUCCAGGACUCUCUCCUUCAGCACGGACCUGAGCAACCCUGGCCCUCGCAGCCGUCUGCCAAGGGACUCGGUCACGUUUGAGAGCCGACGGCUGUUCAGGAAGUCUUACAUGGAGGCCCUGCAGAACCCCAUGAGUAUCGGCUCAAGCUCGGAGUCCAUCCUCGAGGAGGGCCUGGAGCAUGGCGUGGGCCCCGGCAGCAGGGCCGGGACCCCGGGCAGCAGCCCCGACGCCCGCGCCACACUACGGGAGCACCUGACCCGGCGGCUGGGCUCCAGGAGCUGGCUGAGCGGGGAGGACUCCAGGCCCAGCACCCCCCUCCUCUACCUGCAGAGGGGACUGCGGAGUGCAGAGAGACGCGCCGACCGGCGGUCCAAGUCGCUGGAGAGGACUAACAAAGCUGCCCAGGUUAAAGGUCACCGGGAGCGCUCUUCCUCUGGUGGCUCAGCCAGCAUUUCCUCCAAAAAGCUGAUGAAUGGUUACGCCCUGCGCUUUGGGAAGCUGGGCCUGGAGGCGGCUUUCCCUGGCUCCGAGAGGAGGAGCAGCAGAGACGAGACUGGAACGCGUGAUGAUGGGGCCGGCAGUGACUGCAUUGCGCUGCACAGCCAAGUGGAAGACAGAGCUGCGAGUCCCAGGUCGUCUGCGGGGCGGGGCCCGGGGGGCACCCUGUCAGACGGCUCCACCCCCCUACCAAGCCUCCUGUCAGAGGUCAACCAGGAGCUCCUGGAGUCUGGGGCCCUCAUUUUACCUGGAAGUAGAGACCGCAGUGGGCGGAUGGUGUUGCAGGUGUGCACCAGAGGCCGUGUGUGGGCAGGUGACAGCGUCACGGCUAAAGACCUCACCUGUCUGCUAUGCUACUACUAUUCCACACUGCGGAGGGAGCGACGUGAGCAGGGCCUGACGGUGCUGGUAGACAGCAGGAGGCAGCCGCCCUCCCCUGCUCUGCUGUUCUCGCUGUCUGAGCUCCAGGCGUUGUUACCAAAUGCACUUGACUCUGUUCUGUUCCUGGUGGACAAGGAGGCAGUGGCUCGGUCUGAGAGGGACCUUCACAUACAGAACGAGCUGGUGACGUCUCUCAAGUCCCUGCUGAAGCACAUAGACAACACCCAGCUCACAGCAGACCUGGAAGGCAGCUUCCACUACGACCACAAGCACUGGCUCACCUUCAGACAGAAAAUCGAGCCCUUCGCCCGGAGCUGCAGUGCGGCCAUCCGGUCUCUGCAGGAGUCCAUCGACAGGCUGAAGACCUGGAUCAGCCCCGAGACCUCCCAGGGUGUGUCUGAACGGAUGGAGCAGCAGAGACACCUGAUGAAGAGCGUCCUGGCCGACGCGCGGCUCAACAGCCUGCGCCUUGAAGGGGGUACGGUCCUGGCCCGCAUCAGGAAGGAGGAGGCCUGCCAGAACAACAACUACAGGGACGCUAUAGACAUGGUGAAUGCGCUGUACAACCAGGUAGACGAGGAGGUGCAUGAGCUGGUGAUCCUCUCCAACGACUCCCAGAAACAUUUGGAAAACCUUCUGGAGGUCUGCAAGUUUGAGGAGCAGACACAACAGGUCAAACUGUGGUUCAGCGUGGAAGGAGAGAAGCAGCUCGCACCGCUGGACUCACAGACGCUCUCUCUCACCUCCGUCAAGGAGAUGAGGCAGAGUUUGGACAACUUUCUCGCAGAGUCUCUGCACCAGCAGAGGCUGGGGCUGGCGGUGGUGAGGGCGUCUCCCGGGCGUCUCCCCGGGGCGGCUCUCCUCCUCUUUAAGGAGCACCUGGGCUCGGUCCUGACCCGGGUGGAGGGGAGGAAGACCCAGCUGGACACGCUCACCACCCUGUACGAGUUCUACGACUCGGCUAACAGGUGGAUGGAGCACUGCCAGGAUUACUCACACCAGCUCAGCAUGGAGAGCCAUGGGGUGAGCCUGCCGCCCGCCGUGCUCCAGAUCCUCCGCGACUACCACGCAGAGGCCAGCAAGUUCUCUCCACAAAACUUUGGCCCCCUCAACCAGAUGGUGCUCUCCCUGGACAGCCCGGGGCAGCUGCAGCGCUGGAACGCAUUGUGGCACCAGUGCCAGCAGACCAAGCAGCAGCUGGAGGAGACGCUGGCCAACGCCAACGUGAGCGCCGACGCCGCCGCCACGCCCUCCACCACGACCUCCACCCCCUCUCCACCUCUCCAGUCCCCCCCGGCAGCCGUCCAUGUCUCGGGUUUGGAAGCCACAGGAAACACACAGCAGGAACCUACCGCAGGUCUGCACGGGCGGAAGGGAAGCCUGCCUCUCCCCAAAGGACCCCCCUUCUCCAACUCUAGCUCUGACCCCGGGGCCAGGCCGGCUCUGGGGGGCGACCGGGACGCCAAGCAGCCCCAUUCGCCGGAACCCCAAUCGGCGGGGCCCCUCCCCAAGAGCCCAAGCAGCUCUCUGUCCUCCUCCUCCCACUUCCCCUUCUUCCCCGGCGAGGGGGAGGGCCCGCUGCGCCACAGCCCGUCGCCGUUCGACGACACGGACAGUGACUGCACCAUGGACUCCUCGUCCGUCUCCUGCUGCUCGGAGCCGGCUUACCCGGCGGCGGCAGCGGCGGCCAAACACCGCAAGCAGCAGCCGCUGAAGAAGAUCAUGAAGAAGACCCUGAGCUAUGAGCUGACCCCCUCCAGGGAGGGCGGCCACUGCCACGGCGACACCAGCCACCUGCACGGCUACACAGGCGUGUACAUCCGCGGCCUGGAGGUCACCAACAGCGUGUCUGCCGAGAAGGAGCUGCAGCGGCCGGACUUGACCAGCCCGGUGCCGGGCCGAGGCCUCUCAUCCGCCUCGUCGGCCUCAAGGCCAAACAGCAGACACGAGACACUAGGGGACGGGAAGAAGCAGAGCAGCAAGGCCCAGCACAUCAUGGACGAGAUGAUGGCCACCGAGCAGGACUACGUGCGCUCGCUCCACUACGUAAUCGAGCACUACUUCCCGGAGAUGGAGCGGCCCGACCUGCCCCAGGACCUGCGGGGAAAGCGCGGCACGGUGUUCGGCAACGUGGAGAAGCUGAGCGACUUCCACAGCCGGUACUUCCUGAAGGAGCUGGAGUCCUGCAGCCAUGCGCCCCUUUCUGUCAGCAGCUGCUUCCUCCGACACGAGGAUCAGUUUGGAAUGUAUGCCCUAUACAGCAAGAAUAAGCCCCAGUCGGACACCCUACUGUUCAGCCAUGGAAACUACUUCUUUAAAAACAAGCAGCUGGAACUUGGGGACAAGAUGGACCUGGCCUCCUACCUGCUGAAGCCCAUCCAGAGGAUGAGCAAGUACGCCCUGCUGCUCAAGGACCUGAUCAAGGAGUGCAGCCCGUCUGAGGAGCAGGAGCUCAGCGAUCUGCGCACCGCCGAGGAGAUGGUCAAGUUCCAGCUCCGCCAUGGCAACGAUCUCUUGGCUAUGGACGCCAUCCAGGGCUGCGACGUGAACCUGAAGGAGCAGGGCCAGCUCCGGUGCCAGGAUGAGUUCAUUGUCUGGUGCGGACGCAGGAAAUACCUCCGCCACGUCUUCUUGUUUGAGGACCUUAUCCUUUUCAGCAAGACCAGGAAGAUCGAGGGCGGAUACGACCUCUACAUCUACAAACAGUCCUUCAAGACAGCGGAGAUCGGCCUGACGGAGAGCGUGGGCGACCGCGGCCUGCGCUUCGAGAUCUGGUUCCGCAGGAGGAAGUCCCAGGACACGUACGUCCUCCAGGCCAGCUCGAUGGAGGUCAAGGCCGUGUGGACCGCCAUCAUCGGCAAGAUCCUAUGGAGGCAGGCGCUCAGAAACCGGGAGCUACGCAUGAAGGAGAUGGUGUCUAUGGGCAUUGGCAGCAAGCCUUUCAUGGACAUCAAGCCCAGCGAUGCGGCCAUCAGCGACAGAGCGAUUGACUAUAUCAUGAAGGGAUCAGAAUGUAGAACGCGGGCGUCCAUCGCGGUGUCAUCCUUCGACCACUCCUUCUCCUUCAAGAGGCCCCACUCCACCAUCUCCAACAGCAGCACCUCCUCCUCCAGCAGCCAGUCCUCCUCCUCCCUGCUGGGCUCCCUAAACCUCCACCUGUACUCCUCGCCUGCCCACCCCCCCCAGCCCUACCCCUGCCCCCAGGGCAGCGUGCCCUUGUUCGGCUGGUGGCCCUACGACUGCAUCGAGGAGGACGAGCAGGAGCAGGACGCAGGCCUGCAUUCCUCUAUGAUGACUGAGGGCCCUGAGGCAUGCCUCCAGGGGCCUCCCGGGGACCACGGCAUCACGCGCCCCCCCGGGGACCACGGUGACAUGGGGCCCCCCGGGGACCACGGCGUCAUUGGCCGCCCCGGGGACAACGGUGUCAUGGGGCCCCCCGGGGACCACGGCAUCAUGGGGCCCCCCGGGGACCACGGCGUCAUUGGCCCCCCCGGGGACCACGGUGUCAUGGGGCCCCCCGGGGACCACGGCGUCAUUCGCCCCCCCGGGGACCACGGUGUCAUGGGGCCCCCCGGGGACCACGGCGUCAUUGGCCCCCCCGGGGACCACGGCGUCAUUGGCCCCCCCGGGGACCACGGCGUCAUGGGCCCCCCCGGGGACCACGGCGUCAUGGGCCCCCCUGGGGACCACGGCGUCAUGGGGUCCCCCGGGGACCACGGCGUCAUGGGGUCCCCCGCCCCUGCCCUCCCAUCCUACAACAACCACAACAAAGACGAGGCCGAGGCUAUCUCCUCCUCCGGGUUUCUGUGCUCUCCCACACACUCCCUCACCCCCCCUACUCCCCUGUUCCAGAGGGACGCUGACCUCCAACCCCCUGUGACCAAGUACAUCACCGCACUCUAGGAUGGAGACACUCGUUCAAAGCGCCACAGUGAAAAUGUUCAACAGCAAAUUGGAAGAUGGGAAGCAAGUGAGGACAGGCUGGAAAGACAAUGUCUGCUGAGCACUGAGACUCAUAGCUGAUCUCACAUACCUUAAGACUUGAUAAUGGCAUUUAUUGUUCAUGCCGUAAGGUGUAAAUUAAUACUUAAGAGUAUUAAAGUUGAUGGAAAUGGUACGUCAUGUUUUGCAUAUUUGUUUGAAUUUACUGCUGUAAUUAUGUGGCAAUGUUUAUAUUGUAGAUGAGCCUUUAUUUAGUAUUUUGCAAAACGGAGGAAGCACAGUAAGUUCUGCAUUCAAACUUUAAGAUUCUGUUUAUAAAAAGCAUUUUCAUGUGUCAUUCUCAGUUCAUUUUGUAAGUCUGUACAGUAUUCAAAAUGUUUUAAGAUAAAAUAAAUAUUUCAUGUCAUCACCGUUUUGAAUGUUUAUUAAAUAUUGCUGAGACAACAAAGAUGAGCCUGAAUAAUACCUAAUACAAUAUUAUAUAUAUUUGUAUAUACAUACAAAGAGCACAAUUUAUUGUCUGCAUGAAAGCACGUUCAAUGUUAAGCAUCGCUACUGCGUGAAAAUAGUUUAUCCUUCUCAUUGUUGGAAGAAAGCGUAACCUUAAUUUACCACACGGCCCGGGUAUAUGAUAACCACAGCCAAGCUACGAGCGCGUUGAAUUCUAAAACUGGUGACAGUUGAGGCGCAACUGAAAACCACCGACUAGACUAGAGUUGUAGAGCUGUCCUCAAUUGACCAUCUAUCUUUAUAAUACAUUUUACAGCAGCGCACGCACGAUGAUGAAGACUUAUUUUUUAUUGCCUGAUAUGAUGUAUCUCCAGUACACCUGUGAUUCCCUUUUGGACCGAUUGAAAAGUUGAAAUUUACGCAAUGAAGUAUAUUAUAUGUUGCUUAAGAAUUGUUUGUGUCUGUUUCUCUCACUCCGAAUGCAGACACAGAGAACCAGAGAGAGAAACAAAUUGAGCCCCAUCACACACAUCUCCAUGAGCUCCAGCUGAAGGAGAAAGGAAUAAAGACACAUAAAAACAUUUUUUAAUUAGUCCAAUAAAAAGCACAUUUCAGAAGGGGUCUUGCCAUCUGUGCAUGUGUGCAUUAAACAACUCUCAUAAGGAUUCUUACCUUCAAGUGUUGGUUAAACUCGCUCCCCCUGGUAAAGUCAACACUUAUAAUAACCACUUCGAGUGUUGCCAUGACUACACCGGCCAGGUUAAGGAAAUAGCAUACCUGAAAUAAUUGUAAAUAUGAUAAUACAGACGCACACGUUUCAUGUGCGUCAUUAACAGAUUGAUAUUCUAAUCUAUUGUGUUGUACUUACAGGUAGUAGUCUUGGAUUUUUGCACAAAAGGUUUGUUAGUAGUCCGGCACCAAAAAACUGAAAAUAAUCAUAUAUAAUAUCAUCAAAGCUUUUCAAAAUAGUUACUUAACAGCAAGAAUAAAAUCACAUAAUUAAAACAUUUUUAAAUAGCAAAAUGGAUAUCAAUCUAUUAGCAAUAUAUAUUAUGAGCCUGAUUCAUGAGUCCGAACUAAUACCGUAUGUACUAUAACUCCAUUCGGGAUGAAUGUAGCAAUAUUUAUGAACCUUGUUGAUAGAGAGAAAAUAAUGUGCUUAGAAAUAGACAGAAGAACAUACACUAUUUACAUUUCCUGUCGUAAAGUAUGUUUUAUCUCUUACUUUCAAUUUAUGUAAAUGCUAUAACUCACAAAUGGUCCAGUCAGGAAUGAGAUUCGGAGGAGUACAUAAAGAGAUUUAGUCAUCUCUAAAGUUAUAGCCAAAGAAAUUUCCACGGCAACACUGAAGAGGCCAUCCACCAUCAGUAUAGACUGGAACAGAUAAAAAAUAACAAAUACAAUGUUUGAUGAUUUCAUUUAAAUGUCCUUAUACCAUUUUAUGUGUAUUGAAAAAUAAUGUUUUACAGUGGAAAUUGGAGCAAUUUCUUUUAAUAAUUCAGAUCUCUGAAGAUAAUAUUUAAGAGAUGCUGUAUCAGUCUGUAUUCUGUCUCUGAACACUGUAAUGCAACUUUUUAAUGUCACCAUUUCAUAAAUUAUAAUUCAUUCAUUCUUAAAAUUAAAACUAGUAUCUAUAACAAUGUUUGUAAACAAUUCAAAUCCCCAAUCUGAUUACAUUUGUAUUAAUGUCAUGAUAAUGAAUGAACAACACCAAAGAUAAAAGCCAGCAGUGCACUGUCCAGUUGGUUUGAAACUUUGUUAUGCAGCACUUUUUCUACUUCUCCAACCUAGAUUGUAUUCUUUGAUGGUUCUCAGCCUUACUUUAUAGAACCUGCUUAAUGAUGUUUGAGGUAAAUACUGCAGAUUUAUAAUAUAUUAUUAUCAAAACACAAACAUGUGAGUAUUUGUGUAAUACUUUAAAGCAAUUAAAUAAUGUUAGAAUCAGUCUUUAACUGGCAGGAUGUUGUUGAAAUGGCAGCUUUGUCUGAAUAAUUGAACAGGCUCUUUUGACUUCACGUUACCCCCAGCACAGCAGGAGCUGUCCCCAGCAGAGCAUGUAGGGGUCUUCUCUCAGCCCGCAGAGGCUUGAGGGGUUGGUAGUAUUUGAUGAGAGGGCCAGCCUGGUCCUCAGUGUCCGUCUCCUCCUGGACUCUCCGGAUCCCCAUGGGACUAUCUGCACAGGCCAUGGAGUCCCUGUGACAUCCAGAAAUCAAGUUGGUUCAUUUGUUGUUUGAUAAACAAAACUUAUUCGGUCUAACUAAGGAAAGUAUUUUCGCUGAGCCAUUCAAUAAUGGCAUUUGUAUCAUUUUUUUUAUCAUUGUUGCAGUCUUUGAAUUUCAUAUAUUAUUGUUUCAUUGUAACAGUGCUAUAAUAGUAAUUGACUGAAAACAGCUGUUUGCAAUAUA